Messenger RNA from Miscanthus lutarioriparius, 540 nucleotides. Lineage: Eukaryota; Viridiplantae; Streptophyta; Magnoliopsida; Poales; Poaceae. The record is from the annotation of a GenBank genome assembly.
AUGGCGCUGUCGAGGACGGCGUGGAUCGCCGCCGGCCUGCUUGCGCGGCUGCUGAUGAUCGCCGUCCUGGCCAUGACCGUGCAGUCGAGGUUCGCGAACAGAGUCCAUUACGACUUCAAGGCCGCCGGCUACAACAACGAUCUCCAGAGCUACACGUACGCGGUGGUCGCGGCGGUCGUCGGGAUGGCGGGCAGCGUGCUGCAGAUCCCCGUCGCCGUCUACCUCCUCUGCAGGAGCAAGCGGAUGACGUCCAGAUCCCUCAUCCUCGACGUCAGUAUGUACGCCGACAUUGUGGUGACCGUGGUGCUGGCCAGCGGCGUCGGCGCGGGCUUCGGCGCCACUGACGACGUCCUGGAGUACGUCAAGCAUGGCUCGCGAUGGGGAGACGACGCCACGCAAGAUCUCGUCAAGUACUACCAGAAGGGGAUCAUCGCCAUCGUCUUCCUCCUCAUCGGCAUGCUCCUGUCCGUGUGCGCCACCGUCGUCUCCACCAGGCUCCGGGUCAGGGCAGCAAGCAACGACGACAUCGCCUACGUCUGA